UUUAGAAGGAUUUAUCGUGGAAAACGUGAAUUUAACAAGUGGAUCAACGAAAAAACGUGGACGAGAACCCAAAGAGUUUGAUGCGAAGAGUGAUAGGAGUGUUCGACGUACCAUUGAUAAUGAAUCAUUGGAUCCUAAAGUGGAUUCAAUUCAUAAGGCUUUGUUAAUGGCAAGGAGAACAGCAUUUAAAAGGCACGAUGUGAAUGUAGUUAAAGUGAUAGGACACCUCCUGAAAAAUCAGGAUUACUUUUCUAAAAUGUACGUUCAGUUAACUAACGACCGACAGUUAAAAACGCCGGAAGAAGCAUUUGCGCUGAUUAUCGAAGCACACCUUACUAAGGCUCAGUAUGAAAUAUUUCAUUUUGAUUGCCCUUCGAGAUAUCCGCCUUACAAUGUUAUAGCAGGUGCCAAAAAAACAUGCGCACCUCCUGUUGAAUUCAUCGAAGGGUCAGCCUCGAAGAUAAAAGUGGAAUUGCAAGCUCUGAUGAAUCAUACGGCAUCUAGAAUACUUCAAGUAAUAAGGCAGGAUGUGACAGAUUAUCUAGAUAGUCAUGAUUUAGAUUGCGCCGAAUUGGUUUUAUUGAGUAGUUGGGGAAUGGAUGGAUCCACUGGAUAUUCUCAAUUUAAUCAUUCAUUGCCAGAAGGUAGCAUUGAUGAUUCCGAUGUCUUUGCUGCAACGUUAACUCCCAUCCAAUUAUACGUGCAUAGUGAUGGUAAACAUAUUUUAUGGCAUAAUCCUACACCUCAAAGCAUCAGAUUUUGUCGACCAAUUAUGUUACAGUUUAUUAAAGAAUCUAGAGAAAUCAUCCUGAAAACAAAACAUGAUCUGGAAAAAGAAAUGUGUGAAUUGACACCUUUGAAAAUUGAUCUUCCGGGUGAUAAAUUCGUGUUGAUCGAUUUUAAUUUUGUUUUGAGUAUGAUAGACGGAAAAGUGCUGACAUAUAUUACUGGUUCAUCAUCGAUGCAAAAUUGUCCUAUAUGUGGGGCAACACCUAAUAUAAUGAACUCCAUCGAAAAACUAGAAGAAGGAUUUACUGCCAAUGAAGACACAUUAUACUAUGGAAUAUCUCCACUUCAUGCUUGGAUACGGUUUUUCGAAUGUCUGUUACAUAUUUCAUAUCGGAUGGAGAUCAAACAAUGGAGGGUUACGAAGGAUCUUAAGCUGAAUUAUCUUAAACGAAAAAAGAUGGUUCUGGAAGCAUUGCACAAGGCAUUUGGAUUUAGAGCUGAUCAACCAAGAUCAGGCGGUAAAGGUACGAGUACUACCGGAAACAUUUGUAGGAAAGCAUUUUCUAACCCGGAACUUUUAAGCAGUGUAUUGGGCAUUGAAAAAGAGUUGAUCGAGAGAUUUCGUAAUAUUUUGAUAGCGAUCAACUGCCAAGAAGCCAUUAAUCCUGAAAUAUUUGAUGAAUAUUGCAAAGAUACAUAUAGGUUCUAUUUAGAACACUACGAAUGGUAUAAAAUUCCUGCAACUCUGCAUAAAGUGCUUGCUCAUGCAGGUGAUAUAAUUCUUCAUUCUCCUGCUCCUCUUGGUGUUUUGGCAGAAGAAGCCGCUGAAUGUCAACACAAACAUUUGAAAUUAUUUCGUUCGCAUUUUGCUAGAAAAAGAUCACGAGAAGCAAAUUUAAUGGAUGUAUUUUUAAGGGCAUUGCAUGAGUCGGACCCAUAUUUAAGUUCAAUGUGGGUAAGCAAAAAACAUACCAAGAAAGUUUGCUCUUCAUACCCAACAGUUGUUAGAAGUUUCAUGGUUUUCGAGGAUUCUGAAAGUGAUACAAGUUCUAACAUAAUGAAUGAUCUUAUGGAUGCUGUUGAUGAAGUUGACGAAGAUUUUGAAGAAGAUGUUGUGGACGAAGAUUAGAUUUUUGACAGAUGAAGUGCAUUGAGAUAUAUCUAGUCAUGUAAUAUUUAUUAAGUGUUGGUCAAUAAAUUUUUAAUAAUCAAAUUAAUUGCAUUUUCAUAAACAUUCCUUUGUUUCCUCCCCUUCUGUGAUGGUACAAUGUUCCAGAAAAUCCUAAAACAUCGUAAU
Culex pipiens pallens (northern house mosquito) is the source of this 2026-nucleotide messenger RNA. RefSeq lists its product as uncharacterized. The record is from RefSeq and is a predicted model, not a curated record. Lineage: Eukaryota; Metazoa; Arthropoda; Insecta; Diptera; Culicidae. Bases 167 to 1858 code for a protein of 563 amino acids. The transcript has a single exon.